This is a messenger RNA of Tachyglossus aculeatus (Australian echidna), 7464 nucleotides long. RefSeq names its product STE20 like kinase (gene SLK). NCBI's taxonomy places the organism in Eukaryota, Metazoa, Chordata, Mammalia, Monotremata, Tachyglossidae. The record is from RefSeq and is a predicted model, not a curated record. Bases 60 to 3800 code for a protein of 1246 amino acids. Gene Ontology annotation, biological process: protein phosphorylation. Gene Ontology annotation, molecular function: protein serine/threonine kinase activity; ATP binding; protein binding. The transcript is spliced from 19 exons.
GGACGGUGUCCCGGUUGUCGUGGUCGUCGUGGCCCCCGGUGUCCCCCCCGGGAGGAGCCAUGUCUUUCUUCAAUUUCCGCAAGAUCUUCAAACUGGGGGGCGAGAAGAAGAAGAAGCAGUACGAGCACGUGAAGAGGGACCUCAACCCGGAGGACUUUUGGGAGAUCAUCGGGGAGCUGGGGGACGGCGCCUUCGGCAAGGUCUUCAAGGCCCAGAAUAAAGAGACAAACGUUCUAGCUGCUGCAAAGGUGAUUGACACUAAAUCUGAAGAAGAACUUGAAGAUUACAUGGUAGAGAUAGAUAUUUUGGCAUCUUGUGAUCAUCCAAAUAUAGUCAAACUUUUAGAUGCUUUCUAUUAUGAAAACAAUCUUUGGAUUCUGAUUGAGUUCUGUGCCGGUGGAGCAGUAGAUGCUGUAAUGUUAGAACUUGAGAGGCCAUUGACAGAAUCACAAAUCCAAGUAGUCUGCAAACAGACUUUAGAAGCAUUAAGCUACUUGCAUGAAAGCAAAAUCAUUCAUAGAGAUUUAAAAGCAGGCAACAUUCUUUUUACAUUGGAAGGAGACAUUAAAUUGGCGGAUUUUGGAGUAUCGGCCAAAAACACAAGAACCAUUCAAAGAAGAGAUUCUUUUAUCGGUACACCGUAUUGGAUGGCUCCAGAAGUGGUAAUGUGUGAGACUUCUAAAGACAGGCCCUAUGAUUACAAAGCUGAUGUAUGGUCCCUGGGCAUUACUUUAAUAGAAAUGGCUCAGAUAGAGCCACCUCAUCAUGAGUUAAAUCCCAUGCGAGUACUGCUGAAAAUAGCCAAAUCUGAUCCCCCUACGUUGGCACAACCAUCAAAAUGGUCUCCAGACUUUAAGGACUUUCUGAAGAGAUGUUUGGAAAAGAAUGUGGAUGCCAGGUGGAAUACUUCUCAGUUGCUACAGCAUCCCUUUGCUACCGUUUCUUCCAACAAACCAAUCCGAGAAUUGAUUGCAGAGGCAAAGGCUGAAGUAACAGAAGAAGUUGAAGAUGGGAAAGAGGACGAUGAGGAGGAGGAAACAGAAAAUUCCUUGCCUACACCGGCAAGCAAGCGGGCAUCCUCUGACCUGAGUAUUGCCAGCUCGGAAGAAGACAAACUGUCCCAGAACGCUUGUGUUCUGGAAUCUGUCUCGGAAAAAACAGAACAAAGCGCCACUGAAGAAAAAGCCAGCCACAAAGCGCUGGAAGAGAAAACACCUUCUAGUGAGCCUGAGAAAAUUGAGGAGCACACUAAUGAUGCACUUCCUCUUAAUGUUGCUGAACUACAGGAUGGGUUGCCAUCAGUCAUAGAUAAUAAGAGCGAAGAGAAGGGACUUGAAAUUAAAGGAGUUGCAAAAACCGUAGAGGAAGUCGCCAAACCAGAGUUGGAUAGAAAAGAGGUUGUAGGGACCACUGUAGAAACAAACGUUAAACGUGAUGUAAAACCUGAGAAAGAAAGUGAUCUGGAAAAUUACGAAGUGUCUGAAAAUAAUCUAACACAAUUAGAAGAAAUUGAAGACGCUACUGUCCAAGGUGUAGAAUUAGUCUCUGAAGAGACUGGAGAAAAGGAGGAGAAAACCAACGAAGUAAAAGUCCCGGGAGUUGAAGAUGAAAUCCAAUUAACUCUAGAAGGGGUGAAAGAGAAAGAAGGGGAGGAUAACACAGUAAAGAAAGAUGAGACUGUCAGCUUGGAGGAAGUCGGUCAAGUGACUGAUGUAGACCAGAAGCCAGAUGCAGAGAGAUCUGAGGAAAUUCAGACUAAUGAUGGGAAUGAAGCAGCUGAGUUGGAUGAGAAACCAAUACCAGAGAUGGCUCAGGAUACUCCGGAGGCAGUUGGCAUCGAGAUAACCCAGGUUGAAAGUUCAGAUGAAACAGUUGGUGGAGAUCAGAAAUUUCCACAAGGUAAAAUUGAGGGCACAGCUGAAGCAAGCAGAAAUGAGGAACAUUUAAUCGACAAUUCAGGGCACAUGAUUGACAUAAGUGAGAACUCCGUUGAAGUGGAGGUAAUUAGGGAGCCAAGUGUCACUGGGGGGACCCAGGUCGUAAAUGCGGGGGAGAUGAUUGGGACUGACCAAAAUUCAAGGGGUAGUGGAAUCGAAGAUGAUCAUAAAACCAAGAUUCUGCCAGGCCCGGAGACCACAGACGUUCCAAGUGAAUUGUCAGUUAGCACUGAACCUCAAGUUUCUGCAGCUUCACAGCCUAGCGAACCACAGCCCACUACAAUACCCAGUAUCAGCAUUAACUCUGAAAAAGCUGAAGAUAAAGGGGAAACAAGAACUUCAUCUGGAGCUGUUACCGUCCUGCAGCCAGAACCUGAGAAUCAGAAGGAAAACGAUACCGAUUCAGGUACUGGAUCCGCCGCUGAUAAUAGCAGCAUUGAUUUGAAUUUGUCAAUCUCCAGCUUCCUAAGCAAAAACAAAGACACCGGAUCAAUAUCUUUACAAGAAACACGAAGACACAAGAAAACAUUGAAGAAAACACGCAAAUUUGUCGUUGAUGGUGUAGAAGUGAGCGUUACGACUUCAAAGAUAGUUACGGAUAGUGAUUCCAAAACCGAAGAAUUAAGAUUUCUCCGACGUCAGGAACUGCGAGAGUUAAGAUUUCUUCAGAAAGAAGAACAGAGAGCUCAGCAGCAGCUCAACAACAAAUUGCAGCAACAGCGCGAACAAAUUUUCCGGCGAUUUGAACAGGAAAUGAUGAGUAAAAAGCGACAAUAUGAUCAAGAGAUUGAAAAUCUUGAAAAGCAGCAGAAGCAAACAAUAGAACGCCUGGAACAGGAGCACACAAAUCGCCUGCGAGAUGAAGCAAAACGCAUCAAAGGAGAGCAGGAGAAGGAAUUGUCCAAAUUCCAGAACAUGUUGAAAAACCGAAAGAAAGAGGUUAUAAAUGAAGUGGAGAAAGCACCAAAAGAGCUGAGAAAAGAGCUCAUGAAACGCAGGAAAGAGGAGCUUGCACAAUCCCAGCAUGCUCAGGAACAAGAGUUUGUUCAGAAGCAACAGCAGGAAUUAGAUGGGUCACUGAAAAAAAUCAUCCAACAGCAGAAGGCAGAGUUAGCCAAUAUCGAGCGAGAGUGCCUAAAUAACAAACAGCAGCUCAUGCGAGCUCGGGAAGCUGCAAUUUGGGAACUCGAAGAACGUCACUUACAGGAAAAACAUCAGCUGCUCAAACAGCAACUGAAAGAUCAGUACUUCAUGCAAAGGCAUCAGCUGCUUAAGCGGCAUGAAAAGGAAACUGAACAGAUGCAGCGAUACAAUCAACGGCUAAUUGAAGAGUUAAAAAGCAGACAGACUCAAGAAAGAGCCAGACUGCCCAAGAUCCAGCGAAGCGAAGCCAAAACUCGAAUGGCCAUGUUUAAGAAAAGUUUGAGGAUUCAUUCAGCAGGCACCCCAGACCAGGACCGAGAGAAGAUUAAACAGUUUGGGGCUCAAGAAGAAAAGAGGCAGAAAAACGAGAGGAUGGCUCAGCACCAAAAACAUGAAAAUCAGAUGCGGGACCUUCAGCUGCAGUGUGAAGCCAACGUCCGAGAGCUGCAUCAGCUACAGAAUGAAAAAUGUCACCUGUUGGUCGAACAUGAGACUCAAAAACUGAAGGAGUUGGAUGAAGAGCACAGUCAAGAACUGAAAGAAUGGAGAGAGAAAUUGAGACCUAGGAAAAAGACCCUGGAAGAGGAGUUUGCCCGGAAACUUCAGGAGCAGGAGGUGUUCUUUAAAAUGACUGGGGAGUCCGAAUGCCUUAACCCUUCCACCCAGAGUCGCAUCUCCAAAUUCUACCCCAUCCCUAGCCUCCACUCCACCGGCUCGUAACUCGGUGGAAGCUGUGCGGUUGGGUUUGGUUUUUUUCCUUUCUUCACCUUCUGCCGCGAGAGAAUAGACAGCACACAACGGAGAAAGCAUGGCUCUUGGGAACCAUAGUGGAGACAAUCACACAAUCCCCUUUUAGGGUUUGUUUCCCCCACCCCGAGAGGGGUAAGACACUGGGCCGGGGGUUGGGUCGGGGGGCGGCGCGGUACCUAGAGCAGAUGUUGGCCUGGGGUAUCUUGCCGUCGCUCCCUAAGAGACUUGUUUGUAUAUUAAUCAAAAACCAUCUCGCUUGUUGGUUAACCGCGAUAGCACUAAUGAAAUUUUAGGCAAGUAAUGUUUAACGUUUCAAAAAAGAUGCCGUUCCUCCGGUUUGUGAAUGGUUACUGGCGGCUUGAUGGAAAUAAUUUCUCCUGGACAGAAUUAGGAGAAACCGCGGGGAAUAGAGGUUGGCAUUUCUUGCGAUGGUAUUGAAUCAACUUUUGUAGACGGGACCGACACCAACAUUAAAAUAGGCUGUUGAUAGAGAAGACGCGUGGAUUAUAUUUUGUCCUUAAAGUCAGUUAGCAGCAGCAGACUCUCCUGCAGAGGGGAAAACUCCUCCGACCGUUGCUAGUUGAAGGCAAAUAUUGCCUACGAUGCCGAGUUUAUGAAACUCUGUAAUAGGAUGUUCCGUUUUGGCCUGUAGAAAACCCCUCCUUCCCUCCUUAGCAUUAACGUUCCCGUCGUCAACAAAUUUUUGCUGCUACUGCCAUUUGUUAGAAAUUCUCAUCCUAAAAUAUUUUGCACUAAAGUCGGAGAGGUGGAAAAAAAAAAUAAGGCCCCAAACUGUAGGAUGCCCAUUUGAUUAUUUUCCUCACCAGUGGAAGGAAUGGUGUUCUACAAACUGAAAGAAGAGUUUUAGCAUUAGCUGUCUUGGUUCAAGGUGCAAAUGCACGUUUUUUUUUUCAAAUCUACCCUCCAGUUAAACGAUUCCUUGAUUUUUACCAAAGUCUCUUCUUUACAAACUCCUUCUCAGUCUUGGAGGUGCUGGUUGUAUUUAUGAACUUAGAAUUGCUGAAAUUAAUACCAAUAGGAAUAUUUGUUUAAAAAUGGUUUUAGAAAGUUGUUGGUUUUUUUUAAUAGAAGGAUUUAAGUUAAGUAUUUAGACCAGUUCUUUUAAGAAAUGUUCCAUUCUUCACGGUAUGGUCACUUACAUGUUACAGUUUUUAUUCUGUUUAAGUGCUUAGGUGUAUUAAAUUAUUUACUUUGAUUUGCAGUAGAAAAGGUCUGAAACUAUUACGCAGUCGGUGGUAAAUGUAACCCUUCAAACAAAUGUUCACUCUUAGUCACUCUUUAGAGGGUUAGAGCUUCACGUGCGAAUCGUAUCAAGACAGUAUUAUAAACUGUGUCGUGAUAUGCCGGACGUGGAUUCGUACGAUAUCUGCCUCAUUUGCAAACUAUCUUUUAGGUGUGCUCGGUGCCCAGUGUUUCAAAGCUUCCUUUUUCACUUGGCUGGUUUGUUUUACCUUUGAAGCGGGUGAAAAUCCUUCGCAGUUGGGUUUCCUGGGAACGGUGGACCCACUUGAAGGAAGCGACGUAGCUGACGGGUCACAUUGUUCCGACCGUCACCUAAAUGUUGGGGGCCGAAGCUUGCCUCGUCAGCGAAGGCGGCUUAAACGAUUGGAAAACCGCAUGUCUGUAUUUUAAUUUUGUAAUUAAUGUUUUUGAUAAGCGUAAUCUACUCAGAUGACUUUAUAGCCAGCCUCGAUUUCUAGCGGUGUUUUUAUAUAAAUACGUAUCAUGUAGUGGUUGUAAAUUCGCAGCCCGUAUCUCUCAAACACGUCGCCGUCUUCAAAGGCUUGGAAAUGCUUGGAUGGAACGUGUUUUGCAAGGACGUCUUUGUAAGCUACACCUUUAUAAAGCAAUGAGAAUCGUGUUUGAAGGUGGAAGUGAUUUAUACCGCAGUGAUCGGAAUUCCCGACAUUGUGCAGUUGCGCACUGGGGAUCUCUGUGCUCGAUGCGGGGCAGGGGAGAGGAGGAAGAAGGGCAUGGCAGGAGUGCUCGCGGCCUCCCACCCCCCGGCCCUUUUAUGUGUGCUGAUUUUCCAGGCGGAUUCUCCUUUGCCUCAUUGCUCGGUUCCCGGGCUCGCCCUGUGCUUCUCGUGUGUCCCGGCAGGUGAUACCCGGGUGAGUCCGUUUGGGCUCUCCCACGGGUAGAUGAGUGUCGAAGGCGAAAGCCUCCAGGCCCAGAACGGAGCAGCUGAUGCCCUAAUCCGGUGGUCAGGAAGCGAGCUCCGUUGCUUUGCGCAUCUCCGACUAACUGUCGUCUCGAUUCGGUGUUCAGGGGUGACUCCCGUUUAGAAGACUGACCCAGAAGUCGGUCGUUCAUUCCAUCUCUUGAGCUGGCUUCGUUUUUUAACGCCACCGUCGGUCGUUCGAAAGGAGCCUUUUAGGUGUGCGUUUUGCAUCCCAGCUCCUUCCCCCGAACCCGACGCCCAAUUCUCCCCAUGGGGCAUGUCGUGUCGGGCGACCCUUCACCCUCAGACAAGCGUUAACUCAAACUGGUUCCCUCACCAGUUCUCCUUCCCCACCCCUGGUUACCCAGAGCUGGGGGGGGGGGGGGACCUGAGCUACGAACCAGCUGCUGCCUCACUCGAAUGAGCGCUUAGACUCUUCCCCACCCUUUUCUGUGAGGUUUGGGAAACAGAAGAAGGGGAUACAGGCUGCUCCCGCUAGGCUAACUGUGCGAGGCUAAGCCGGAUUCCCAUUAAACACGAGCCAGAACCGCCAAGAGUUACCUCCUAAGGAGCGGUGUUUUCCUCCGGCGCAGACGCUCCCAGGCCUUCCUAAUCCGGAUCCGCGGAGGGUUCUGUUGUAUCAGCACCAACGAGUUUCAGCCGUCUGCCUUUGGUCGCUCUUUAAAGUCUCCGUCAGGAGCUGGAGACUUUCCCGCUUCCUACGGUAGAGGAAAAGGAUGUUCCGAGAGAGAGCGAAAAGUCCAGGAAGAGCUCCUAAAACACAAGGAUCGUGUUCUGAACACUCCCCUCUUUAAGGAAGACUCCUCCCGGGCUCAUAGCAUUCGCAGCCAGGGACGACACGGCGCUCCUGGACAGAGCCGGUCUCUCUGACGCCGGGUUGCGUGUUGUUGACGGGCGCAGGCUGUGGGAAGAACAUCCCUUAGGAACGCGCCGUGAAGACCCGUGACGUGGGGGAACGGGCCAACCGUACGGCCCUUUCAUUGUUGUGCGCGUAGAACUGACAGAAGAGCAAGUUCCUGUUCUAAAGCUUUUGUGUAAUUGAGGAAAUCUAUUUUUUUGGACGACGGUCUUUUACAGGAAACGGGAUAUGUUAUGAAAAGGACCUGAGAUGAGACCGCGGCCGGACAGCUCGAUUCCAAUCCUGCCGCCGGCCCGUGAGCGGAGCGGUUUCGGUUUGGCCUCCGAGCCUUUCUCCUCCAAGUCCGAGGCUGUGUCUCCCAUCAGGUGACUGUAUUCAGACACGUUUUUCACAUCAUCAGGUGGCUGCGUUCUGACACUUUCCGGGGCCUGGCCAGCGUGGGCUCUCAGAAACCUCUCCAGAAAGGUCUCUGUUCCAGAUUCCGCCUCUUGUCCCUUCGGGAGCAAAAAUGUCUUUUUGAGGCUUGGGAAUGACCAAAAAAAGCUUAAAUAAAGUCAUUUCAUAUCUCUACU